Schistosoma curassoni is the source of this 3006-nucleotide messenger RNA. NCBI's taxonomy places the organism in Eukaryota, Metazoa, Platyhelminthes, Trematoda, Strigeidida, Schistosomatidae. The record is from the annotation of a GenBank genome assembly.
AUGAAUUGGUGGAAUUCAUUGGAGAAAGCAGGCAACAUUUCAAAAUUUGCGAUCACAGCCUUGAAAAGUGCCCAACAAAAAAUAGAUGAAGUCCUCGAUAUCACGGAUGAAGCUAAUAAUCAAAACGCACUGCCUACGCUAUUCGAAUAUUCAACUAGACAAGUUGACGCAACGGAAACAGUAGUAUCUUUUAAACUAAAUGAAUCAAGUCGUUGUGAACCGAAACCGAAGAAAUCUGAGUGUGAAGUAGGCAGCGAUUGUGGAGAUUUGGAGACAUCUUGUUCAACAAGGUUGAGAAGUCAUCACUCACCUCUUGUGGAUUCUCUGGAAAAAGUUGUUUACGAUCAAUCAGACAAUUUCGCAUCCAGUGAUUCUGAUAAGGUGCUAACUGAUGAGAACACUAAAACUGAUGAGUUGUGGGAAAUAGAUUCUACAUUAGUUAAUGAUUGUUCUACUGUCACUGAACAAAAAACAUCACAGGAUUUAUGUGAAAAAAAGUGUGAUGCACCAAAAGUAACAAUUUCUUCGGAAUACAUUGCACAAGAAUCAGCUGUUGAUGCAAAUUCGCAAUUGUCAUCCCUAGAAAAGGAAUUGCAGUUAGUGAAUAAAUCAAUUCCCAAUGAAGAUAUAACCUCUUUGCAUCGUUCUUCAUCUGAUGUAGUACUACCAUUCACUGCUCAACCAGUAUGUGCCGAUGACGAUUUUGAUACUAAUACCACUAGUUCGGAUAUUGAAGUAAUUUCGUGUUGUAAUUCUACAUAUGGUGGUGAAGUCCACGAGUUACAUUCUUCUAAUACACCUACUGUUAUGUCUCCUGUUAAAGAGCCACGUCUGUCAUUGGGAUUCAAUCAAAACUCACUUGUUUUGCAAAAAUAUUAUCUUGGAGGAUUUAGUGCUCCGGUUGUUUUAAACAAAUGUUCUAGUGGUCCUGAACAUCGUAGAUCUGUUAGUGUUUCGCAAGAUUUAUGUAUGGGUUUGCAAAAUACUAUUGACGAUGAUUUGACAUUUGCCUAUCAUGACCUCGCUAAGAAGUUCUCCGAAGUCAAACAUUUACUAAAUGUUCGUGAAGCAAAAAUUAUGCAACUUAGCCAUGAGAACAACGUACUACAGAAUUCAGUCUCAAUAUUGCAAGAGCAAUUAAAAACUACACUGACCACACAAGAAAUUGUCACUACUGAUGUGUCCAGUAUUACCUCAGAGUUUUCUCAACGUUUAUCAGAUACAGAGAAACGGUUACAGGUUGUUUGUCGUGAACGAGACCAAUUGAAAAAAAGUUUAUCGUCAGUGAAACAAAAAAUUCCGGUGAUCACACGUGCUGUAGGUGAUGAUAAACCUUUUGUAAAUAAUGAUAUAAAACGUGUAAAUGAAUUAGAGAAUGUAAUUUUGCAGAAAAAUGAAGAAAUUGAGAAUUUAUUAAAAGAAGGUCAUAAAUUAUCUGCUGAUCAGUUGAAGACAAAUAAUCUAUUAAAAAAGCUUCGUUCAGAACAGAAAAAAAGCAAGCAGACAGAAGCAUCACAUUUGAAACAAAUUGAACAAUUAACUGUUGAAGUUCAACGGCUGCGAAGCAGUUUAGAAAAUAAGGAAGAGAUACUUGGUAUUCAACUAACCAAUUCUACUAGACAAACGAAAGUGAUAAAUAAUUUGGAAGAACAACAGGAAAUUCUUAAGAUUCAAAUCAGUAAGAAUGAAAUUAAAAUAUCUGACCAAAAACAGGAACUGGAGACUCUCAUCAAUGAAAAUUCAGAGUUGAAAGAACAGUUGAAUCAAAUUCACUGUCAUUCACAAGCUGAAAGUCAAUGUGUCGAAGAUUUAGAAAAAGUAAAGGCUGAAUGUGAAACCUUAAAACAGAAACUGAACAGCAAUUCAAGAGAUUUACGAGCAUUUAAAACACAACAUGAAGAACAAGCGAUCAAAUGGAGAGAAGAAAUUCAGUAUUACCAGGGUUUAUUGUCUGAUGCCCAGUUGAAAAUUGAUCUAUUGAAUGAAACAACUACUACUGCAACGCAACCAAUCAUGAAACAAUUAGAAAUUCUUCAAUCUAAUUUCAAUAAUCAAGCAUUUGAAUGGGAAACAAAAGAAAAACAAUUGAAUAAAUUAUUAGCUGAAUAUAAACUUACAGCCGAUAAUGCUCAAACGUCUGAAGAAUCAUGGCGAAGUCAGCUUCAAAUAGCAGAGGAUAAUUUAGCAGUGGCUAGAUUAGAAUUGAAUUCCUUAAAGCAGAAAUAUGUUGAUUUGCAGAAAAUAUUUACAGCAGAACAAGAAAAAUCACAGGGUAGCAUGUUCGAUUUACAAGAAUUAACUGUCAAACUGGAAACAUCUAAAUCUGAAAUGAAUGAAUUUCUUUCUUGUAUAAGUGAAUUACAACAAACAUUGUUAUCUGAAGAGCAACGUUAUAAAGCAUUAGAAGCAGUGAAUAAUAAUUUAUGCUUGCAACUAGAAGAAAUGAAAUUGGCAAAAGACCAACUUGUGGCAAAUAAGGUCAUCGAUCAACCAUUGAAUUCACAUUCACUUGACAGAAAAUCUCCAUUCAACAAUGAAGUAGCCAGUAUUCCAAAAACAUUUCAAUUUCAGUCUGAUAUGGUCAAUCAAGCUUCUAUGGAAUAUUUUCAAUCUCAUCUACAUUUGCGCGAAGGUGAAUGUGCUCAUUUGAAACGUGAAAUUGAACAAUUAACAGCCACACAAGAGAAGUUAUUAACUGAAGUUGCUAAACAAACAGCUCGAGCUGAGAAAUACGAAAAGUUAGCAGGUGUAAAAUAUACAAACCAUGUAAAUAGAACUUUAUCACAAUCAGAUCCCUUUGCUCCUACUACAAAUAAUUACCAUAAUCAUAAUAUUGGCGAUGUAAUUGAUGACAAUGAUCCUACAAUGGAAUUACAACAACGUUAUGAAACUUUAUUGAUUUUAUGCGGUAAAUUAACGGAAGAAAAUAAUGAACUUAAAUUGGAUUUAGCUGAUGUUAAAGAAAUGUAUAGAGCGCAGAUUGAUAUGCUUUUAAAAAGUCAAUAG